AUACGGCGAUCGCGUCAGCGUGCAGUGUGUGCGUGUUUCUUGGUGGUCUGCUUGGAGCCGCUCGAUUGGAAGUUCGGUCCGCGUUAGUCGCUCGAGUGCGUUCGGUCUGAGUGGAUUGCGCGUGUGGUGUUGCUGCUGGUCCAACGCGUGUGCUCUGACCGCGAACGACCUUCGAGGUCAGUAACGACUCGGCACAGAGCGGGGGCUCGUCCGACUCGGCUUUGUUGCACGCGUUAAUACUGGUCACGACGGGUGAAAUAGGUACCCAUGAAUGUUUCGCGCAUGUAGGCCCAGUUUCGAUAAAGUCUUCACAACAAAGGAAAAGGGCCAUAAAUUGUGUUAAAGUGUGUAUCAGUGUGUGAGUGGUGGUGUAGUGCUGGUGAUAGCAACCGACCCGAAACAAACGAGUCUUGAAGAAAGUCAAACCCGCACAAAAGUCGUGUGACAACCAUGACCGAUGUUGGUGAAGUAUCGUCUCCGUCGGUCGUACCACUGACGGAGGAUGAUCCGGAGCAGGCGCCACCGAAAGACAAAGGGCUAUGGCGUGAUCUGGUGGCCUACUGGAUACUGGGACUGUGCAACAACUACGGGUACGUGGUGAUGCUGACCGCUGCGCACGAUAUUCUCAAGGAGCUGGAGGGAGAUGGUCACGCCAAGAGUGCAAUGUUGAACGACUACGGCGGCGUAGCGAACACGACGGCCCGUGCCGAUGACGUUACCUUUGGCUAUGAGGCACGUCCGUGCAACAAGCUCUCGACCGGUGCAAUCCUGCUGGCGGACAUACUUCCAGCACUGGCCGUCAAAUCGAUUGCAUCCUUUCUACCGCUGGCAAAACACGUUCGAAUUUUCCUGUGUGUAGCGGCAGCCGCCGCAGGCUUCCUGCUGACGGCGUUCGCAACCGUCGAAUGGGUGCUGUUCGUUGGCGUAAUAGCGACCUCGUUCUCGUCCGGGCUCGGUGAGGCCACCUUUCUGGCUUACGCGACGUACUUCAACAAAAACGUUAUUUCCACCUGGUCGUCUGGGACGGGUGGUGCCGGCAUUGCCGGGUCCCUUUCGUACACCGGGCUGACGGGACUCGGCCUGACGCCAAAGACUACCAUCCUGAUCAUGCUGGUUGUGCCGGGGCUGGAAGCGGCCGCGUUUUGGUUGCUGCUUCGCCAUAAGGACACGGACAAACCGGCCGUGCUGGAGGAGGCGAACGAAAAGCCGGAAGAGGUGGACUACAGCACGCUGCCGGCGGAUGAGCGACCGCUCGAGAACUGGAACGAACGCAUCCGGUACAUUCCGUCACUGUUUAUCUACAUGAUUCCUUUGAUAUUGGUGUACCUGCUGGAGUACUACAUCAACCAGGGACUGUUUGAGCUGGUGUACUUCCCCGGCAUCUGGCUCUCCCAGUCGGAGCAGUACCGAUGGUACCAGGUGAUCUACCAGAUCGGUGUGUUCAUAUCGCGCUCGUCCGUCAACCUGAUCCAGUUCCGGCAGGUGUGGAUUAUGGCGGUGUUCCAGUUCCUGAACGUGGUGUACUUCACCUUCGAGGCGGUAUACUACUUUACGCCCUCGAUCUGGAUCAUCUUCGCGCUUAUUCUGUGGGAAGGAUUGCUUGGCGGCGGUGGCUACGUCAACACGUUCUACCGCAUCCAGACGGAUGUGCCGGCGGCAAGGCGUGAGUACGCGAUGAUGGUUACGUCCAUCUCGGACUCGGUCGGUAUUGCGCUGGCCGGUGUCGCUGCCAUACCGUCGCACAAUGCGAUCUGUGAUCUGCCGGUGCCCGAUCGGUUGCUCUAGCUGCGGGAAAACACGGGAACGUUUGAGAUGAGCGUUUGUUUGUCGCUAGACGGUAUCAGGGAUGUUGUUAUAAGCACAAAAACAGUCAAAUAAAUAUUUUGUGUAGCGUUUUUACAUACAUUUCA
Messenger RNA from Anopheles stephensi (Asian malaria mosquito), 1910 nucleotides. RefSeq names its product battenin (gene Cln3). NCBI's taxonomy places the organism in Eukaryota, Metazoa, Arthropoda, Insecta, Diptera, Culicidae. The record is from RefSeq and is a predicted model, not a curated record. The coding region runs from base 451 to 1785 and encodes 444 amino acids. Gene Ontology annotation, cellular component: lysosome; membrane. The transcript is spliced from 5 exons. Gene Ontology annotation, biological process: regulation of intracellular pH; lysosome organization.